AUGUUGAGAAAUCCAACAAGAUUCUUAGGAAGAGCUUUAUUAACAAGUGCUCGUACUUCCUUACGUAUACCAUCUACAUCCAUUUCCAGAGUAGGUGCCACCAAAUUUCAAUCCAUUAAAUUCUAUUCCACCCACAAGAAACAUGCAGAUAAGAAAAAGGAUGAAGGACCUCAAAGUAUCUUAACCGAAGAUAUGUUAGCCAGAGCCGGAUUUGAAGAUAUUGAAGCCAAUAAAGAAUCCAAGACUACAGAAUCAGCUGAAACUGAAGAAUCAGGUGAUGAAAAAACAAAGAGAAAGAGAAGAAGAGCACAAACUUCAAAAGAUAUACAACGUGAAAGAUAUGCCAAUAUGUUUUAUUUAUUGAGUUUGGUAGGUGGGAUAGCUGGUGUUGGAUAUAUGUCCAGAGAUUGGGAUUCUGACAAAGAACAAGAAGAAAUGGAUGGUAAAGAUAUUGAUAAUGGAUAUACUCCACAAUUAAUGUAUGGUAGAUUAAACAAGAGAUUAGGAUCCUUAUUUACAUUUUUCUCCGAACCUGCUUUUGAAAAUUUAUUACCACCACCUGCUCCAGAAGCAUAUCGUCGUCCAUUAACUUUGGUUUUAACUUUGGAUGAUUUAUUGAUUCAUUCAAAUUGGGAUACUCAACAUGGUUGGAGAACUGCUAAAAGACCAGGAUUGGAUUAUUUCUUGGGUUAUUUAUCUCAAUAUUAUGAAAUUGUUAUCUUUUCAUCCAAUUCUCAAAUGUAUUCUGAAAAAACUGUUGGAAAAUUAGAUCCUUAUCAUGCCUACGUUUCUUAUGCCCUUUUUAGAGAAGCUUGUCGUUAUAAGGAUGGGAAAUUGAUUAAAGAUUUAUCAUUAUUGAAUCGUGAUUUAGCCAAGACUGUUAUUGUUGAUGUUGAAGAAGAUACUGUUUCUUUACAACCUGAAAAUGCCAUUGUUGUUAAUAAAUGGGAUGGUAAAGCUGAUGAUUAUUUAAUUUCUUUAAUUCCAUUUUUGGAAUAUUUAGCUACUCAACAAUUUGCUGAUGUUAGACCAAUUUUAAAUACUUAUAAAGAUAAAUCUAAAAUUGUUGAAGAAUUUGCUGAAAGAGAAAAGAAAUUAAGAGAACAAUGGAAUAAAGAUCAUAAACAAGCUGGACAACCAAAUGCAGCCAAUUUUAUUGCUAAAUUAUUAGGUGUUCCACAAGUUGGAUCAAAGCAAUCAAAAAUGCCAUUGGAUUUAAUUAGAGAACAUGGUCAAUUACAAUAUGAACAUUUCCAAAAUUAUUUACGUGAAAAUGCUCAUAAAUUUUUGGAAGAAGAACAAAAAUUAAAAGAUGAAUUUGGUAAAGUUACUUUAAAUAAGUUGAUUACUGAAGGUGCUCCAUCUGCUGAAGAUAUUGCUAAAGCUCAAGCUGAAAGAGCUAAAGCUGCUGCUGGUGAAAAUUAG
Messenger RNA from Hemisphaericaspora subhashii, 1425 nucleotides. It is a transcript of the gene TIM50, whose product is annotated as protein translocase subunit. The coding region runs from base 1 to 1425 and encodes 474 amino acids. Gene Ontology annotation, molecular function: phosphoprotein phosphatase activity. The record is from RefSeq and is a predicted model, not a curated record. Lineage: Eukaryota; Fungi; Ascomycota; Pichiomycetes; Serinales; Debaryomycetaceae. The transcript has a single exon.